AUGGAUACGCGGUUUCCGUUCUCUCCGGCCGAGGUCUCCAAGGUCCGGGUGGUCCAGUUUGGCAUCCUCAGCCCCGAUGAGAUCAGGCAAAUGUCAGUCAUACACGUUGAACAUAGUGAGACCACCGAGAAGGGUAAACCCAAGGUGGGAGGAUUGAGCGAUAUUCGGCUUGGUACGAUUGAUCGGAAGGUGAAGUGUGAGACAUGUAUGGCUAACAUGGCUGAGUGUCCCGGGCAUUUUGGCCAUCUUGAGCUCGCUAAGCCAAUGUAUCAUGUCGGUUUUAUGAAGACUGUGCUGAGUAUUAUGCGAUGUGUUUGCUUCAACUGCUCCAAGAUUUUAGCUGAUGAGGACGAGCAUAAGUUUAAGCAGGCCAUGAAGAUAAAGAAUCCCAAGAAUAGGCUUAAGAAGAUUCUGGAUGCCUGCAAAAACAAGACCAAAUGUGAGGGUGGUGAUGAGAUUGAGGAUGUCCAAAACCAAGACACAGACGAACCAGUAAAAAAAAGCCGUGGUGGAUGUGGUGCACAACAACCAAAGCUGACUAUUGAGGGUAUGAAGAUGAUUGCAGAGUAUAAAAUCACAAGGAAGAAAAGCGAUGAGCAGGACCAGCUUCCGGAGCCCGCAGAAAGGAAACAGACACUUGGUGCUGAUAGGGUCUUGAGUGUUUUAAAGAGGAUUAGUGAUGCGGAUUGUCAACUCUUAGGGUUCAACCCUAAGUAUGCUCGUCCUGACUGGAUGAUUCUAGAAGUCCUUCCUAUUCCUCCACCCCCUGUCAGACCAUCUGUAAUGAUGGACGCCACUUCCAGAAGCGAGGCAAGUCAGACUUUUGAUGACUUGACUCAUCAACUGGCCAUGAUUAUUCGGCACAAUGAAAACUUGAAAAGACAGGAAAAAAAUGGAGCACCAGCUCAUAUUAUAUCAGAGUUCACACAACUCUUGCAGUUUCAUAUAGCUACUUAUUUUGAUAACGAGUUGCCUGGACAGCCAAGGGCUACCCAGAAAUCAGGGAGGCCUAUUAAAUCAAUAUGUAGUAGGCUGAAGGCGAAGGAAGGUAGAAUCAGGGGAAAUUUGAUGGGAAAACGAGUUGAUUUCUCGGCACGUACUGUUAUUACACCAGACCCAACUAUAAAUAUCGAUGAACUUGGUGUACCGUGGAGCAUUGCCCUGAAUCUCACAUACCCAGAAACAGUUACUCCAUAUAACAUUGAAAGAUUGAAAGAGCUCGUUGAUUAUGGGCCACAUCCUCCACCUGGCAAGACUGGGGCGAAAUAUAUCAUUAGGGAUGAUGGCCAAAGACUAGAUCUCCGGUACCUUAAGAAGAGCAGUGAUCAUCAUUUGGAACUUGGAUACAAAGUGGAGCGGCACUUGAUUGAUGGUGAUUUUGUUCUGUUUAAUCGUCAACCAAGUCUGCACAAAAUGUCUAUCAUGGGUCACAGGAUUAGGAUUAUGCCAUAUUCCACUUUCCGUCUGAAUUUGUCUGUCACGUCACCUUACAAUGCUGAUUUUGAUGGGGAUGAGAUGAACAUGCAUGUACCACAAUCAUUUGAGACCAGAGCCGAGGUGUUAGAGCUGAUGAUGGUUCCUAAAUGUAUCGUUUCUCCCCAGGCGAAUCGGCCUGUCAUGGGUAUUGUGCAGGAUACCCUUCUUGGAUGUCGUAAAAUUACAAAGAGAGAUACCUUCAUAGAGAAGGAUGUAUUCAUGAAUACCCUUAUGUGGUGGGAAGACUUUGACGGGAAAGUUCCAGCUCCUGCAAUUUUGAAGCCACGCCCUCUUUGGACUGGCAAGCAAGUUUUUAAUCUUAUCAUACCAAAGCAGAUAAAUCUGUUCAGGUACUCUGCUUGGCACUCAGACCAAGAGACUGGAUUCAUAACUCCGGGGGAUACUCAAGUGCGAAUUGAAAGAGGAGAGCUUCUUGCCGGAACUCUCUGCAAAAAGACCCUUGGUACCGGAAAUGGAAGUCUCGUGCAUGUCAUUUGGGAAGAGGUUGGUCCUGAUGCAGCUAGGAAAUUCCUCGGUCAUACUCAAUGGCUUGUCAAUUACUGGCUUCUGCAGAAUGGUUUUACCAUUGGAAUUGGUGACACAAUUGCUGAUUCAUCGACAAUGGAGAAGAUUAAUGAAACUAUUUCUAAUGCAAAAACUGCCGUGAAAGACCUUAUCCGACAGUUCCAGGAAAAGAAAUUGGAUCCUGAACCUGGGCGAACUAUGACGGAGACAUUUGAGAACAGGGUUAACCAGGUCUUGAAUAAAGCUCGUGACGAUGCUGGAAGUAGUGCCCAAAAGAGUUUAGCAGAAACCAAUAACCUUAAGGCUAUGGUGACAGCAGGAUCCAAAGGAAGUUUCAUUAAUAUUUCUCAAAUGACUGCGUGUGUCGGUCAGCAAAAUGUUGAAGGGAAGCGGAUCCCUUUUGGAUUUGAUGGGCGGACAUUGCCGCAUUUCACCAAAGAUGAUUAUGGUCCUGAAAGUCGUGGAUUUGUCGAGAAUUCUUACUUACGUGGGUUGACUCCUCAAGAGUUCUUUUUCCACGCAAUGGGAGGAAGGGAAGGUCUUAUCGAUACUGCUGUGAAGACAUCAGAAACUGGAUACAUUCAGAGGCGAUUGGUUAAGGCUAUGGAGGAUAUUAUGGUUAAAUAUGAUGGGACAGUCAGAAACUCGUUGGGUGAUGUUAUUCAAUUUCUCUAUGGGGAAGAUGGUAUGGAUGCUGUAUGGAUAGAAUCCCAGAAGCUGGAUUCCUUGAAAAUGAAGAAAUCAGAGUUCGAUAGGACCUUCAAGUAUGAGAUUGAUGACGAAAACUGGAAUCCUACAUACCUAAGUGAUGAACAUCUUGAGGACUUAAAAGGGAUCCGGGAGUUGCGUGAUGUAUUCGAUGCGGAAUAUCAGAAACUUGAGGCUGAUAGAUACCAACUCGGGACUGAAAUUGCAACAAAUGGUGAUAGCACUUGGCCAUUGCCUGUUAACAUCAAGAGGCAUAUCUGGAAUGCCCAGAAGACUUUCAAGAUUGACUUGCGCAAGAUUUCAGAUAUGCACCCUGUUGAAAUUGUUGAUGCCGUUGAUAAACUACAGGAGAGGCUGUUGGUUGUUCCUGGUGAUGAUGCGUUGAGUGUAGAAGCACAGAAGAAUGCCACACUGUUCUUUAACAUUUUGCUUCGCAGUACUCUUGCUAGUAAAAGAGUUUUGGAGGAAUACAAGCUCAGCCGCGAGGCCUUUGAGUGGGUCAUUGGUGAGAUUGAAUCGAGAUUUUUACAAUCGCUAGUAGCCCCGGGGGAAAUGAUCGGUUGUGUUGCUGCUCAAUCAAUUGGAGAGCCUGCUACGCAGAUGACUCUGAACACCUUCCAUUAUGCUGGAGUCAGUGCGAAGAAUGUUACACUCGGUGUUCCCAGGUUGCGAGAAAUUAUCAAUGUAGCAAAAAGGAUCAAAACACCUUCCUUAUCUGUCUACCUCACACCGGAAGCAAGCAAAUCAAAAGAGGGGGCUAAGACUGUUCAGUGUGCUUUGGAGUAUACUACUCUCAGGAGUGUCACUCAAGCUACGGAGGUCUGGUAUGACCCAGAUCCGAUGAGUACCAUCAUUGAAGAAGAUUUUGAAUUUGUGAGGUCCUACUAUGAAAUGCCAGAUGAAGAUGUUUCUCCGGAUAAAAUAUCUCCAUGGCUGCUUCGUAUAGAGUUGAAUCGUGAGAUGAUGGUUGAUAAGAAAUUGAGUAUGGCGGAUAUUGCGGAGAAGAUAAAUCUUGAGUUUGAUGAUGACCUGACCUGCAUAUUCAAUGAUGACAAUUCUCAAAAACUGAUCCUUCGAAUCCGCAUUAUGAAUGACGAGGGAGCAAAGGGAGAAGCACAAGAUGAAUCAGCUGAAGAUGAUGUUUUCCUUAAAAAGAUUGAGAGCAACAUGCUGACAGAAAUGGCGCUCAGGGGUAUUCCAGACAUCAACAAGGUUUUCAUUAAGCAGGUCAGAAAAAGCAGAUUUGAUGAGGAGGGAGGAUUCAAGACAUCUGAGGAGUGGAUGUUGGAUACAGAAGGUGUUAACCUCUUAGCUGUUAUGUGCCAUGAAGAUGUGGAUCCAAAGAGGACAACUAGCAAUCACUUGAUUGAAAUUAUUGAAGUUCUCGGAAUUGAGGCAGUUCGUCGCGCUUUGUUGGAUGAACUGCGUGUUGUGAUUUCCUUUGAUGGUUCCUAUGUGAAUUACCGUCAUCUUGCCAUCUUGUGUGACACCAUGACCUAUCGUGGUCAUCUAAUGGCUAUCACUCGACAUGGUAUCAACAGAAAUGACACUGGGCCUCUGAUGAGAUGUUCCUUUGAAGAAACAGUUGAUAUUCUGUUGGAUGCUGCAGCUUAUGCUGAGACGGACUGCUUACGGGGUGUUACAGAGAAUAUAAUGCUUGGUCAGCUUGCACCAAUCGGGACUGGAGAUUGUGAGCUGUAUCUGAAUGAUGAGAUGCUGAAGAAUGCUAUUGAACUUCAACUCCCUAGCUAUAUGGAUGGUGUAGAGUUUAAUAUGACUCCUGCUCGUUCACCAAUGUCAGGCACUCCUUACCAUGAAGGCAUGAUGUCCCCGAACUACCUCUUGAGUCCAAAUAUGCGUUUGUCUCCAAUGUCAGAUGCACAGUUCUCUCCAUAUGUUGGUGGGAUGGCUUUUUCGCCAACUUUAUCUCCAGGCUACGCAUCAUCCCCUGGAUACAGUCCAACUUCCCCCGGUUACAGUCCCACGUCACCUGGAUAUAGCCCGACUUCUCCCGGCUACAGUCCCACUUCACCGACCUACAGUCCCAGUUCUCCUGGUUAUAGCCCAACUAGCCCUGCUUAUUCUCCUACAAGUCCUUCCUACUCUCCCACCUCCCCUAGCUAUAGCCCAACUUCCCCAAGCUACAGCCCGACAUCCCCGAGCUACAGCCCCACAUCCCCAAGCUACAGCCCGACAUCUCCAAGUUACAGUCCAACUUCGCCUGCUUACAGCCCGACUUCGCCCGCGUAUAGCCCGACUUCACCUGCAUACAGCCCGACCUCUCCUUCUUACAGCCCAACUUCACCAUCCUACAGCCCAACAUCGCCUUCUUACAGCCCUACUUCACCAUCCUACAGCCCGACCUCUCCUUCUUACAGUCCUACUUCACCCGCAUACAGCCCUACAUCUCCUGGCUACAGCCCAACAUCACCAAGCUACAGUCCAACAUCUCCUAGCUAUGGUCCUACGUCUCCAAGCUACAACCCUCAAUCUGCUAAGUACAGCCCGUCUCUGGCUUACUCUCCUAGCAAUGCAAGACUAUCACCAGCUAGCCCCUACAGUCCUACAUCUCCAAAUUACAGCCCGACAUCACCAUCCUACUCACCCACAUCUCCAUCUUAUUCACCUUCAAGUCCAACAUACAGUCCUAGCAGCCCAUACAGCUCAGGAGCAAGCCCUGACUACAGCCCAAGCGCAGGUUACUCGCCAACACUUCCUGGUUAUUCACCGUCAUCUACGGGUCAGUAUACACCUCAUGAGGGUGAUAAAAAUGACAAGAGUGGAAAAGAUGCCAGUAAGGAUGAUAAAAGCAACCCUUGA
Messenger RNA from Thlaspi arvense, 5529 nucleotides. NCBI's taxonomy places the organism in Eukaryota, Viridiplantae, Streptophyta, Magnoliopsida, Brassicales, Brassicaceae. The record is from the annotation of a GenBank genome assembly.